Molecule: messenger RNA, 1438 nt
Organism: Pezoporus flaviventris
Lineage: Eukaryota; Metazoa; Chordata; Aves; Psittaciformes; Psittacidae
Gene: RILP
Product: Rab interacting lysosomal protein
Exons: 7
Coding region: 47-1003 (318 amino acids)
Biological process (GO): cilium assembly
Cellular component (GO): cytoplasm; ciliary basal body
Molecular function (GO): protein dimerization activity
Source: RefSeq, a predicted model, not a curated record
CGGGACAAGGGAGGAAGGAGGAGCGAGAGCGGGGCCCAGGCCGGCGAUGGCGGAGGCGCUGUGGAGGACCCCGCCGGGCCGCCUGGCCCCGCCGCACGUUUACCGCAUGGCCGGGGCGCUGGGGGCCGAGCUGCGCCGCCUCUCCGCCCGCUUCGGACCCGAGGCCGUGGCCGGGCUGGUGCCGCCCGUCGUGAGGCUGCUGGAGCUGCUGGAGGCGCUGGUGGCCCCCGACGGGGAGGCGGUGGGGCCGGCGGGCGGGCGGCAGGAAGCGGAGGACCCGGAGCAGCGGCUGUGGGAGGCCGAGCGCCGGGAGCGUUCCCUGCGUGCGCGCCUGUCCCGCCUGGAGGAGCAGAACCGGCAGCUCCUGGGGCAGCUUGCGGAGAGCCAGUCCCAGGAAGAUAACGUGGCACGGAAGGAGCGGGAGGUGAUGCUGCGGCUCAAGGAGGUGGUGGACAAGCAGCGGGAUGAGCUCCGUGCCCAGGCCCACGAGAUCGUCUGCAAGAGCCGAGACACGGAGGCGCUGCAGGAGCAACUGCACCGCUUCAUGGCCAUGAACGAGGAGCUGCGGCACAAGGUGGCUGUGGUGCAGGCGCAGCUCAGGAGCGCGCUGGAGAAGAAGUCGGACCUGGAGGCUGCGGUGCUGCAGAGCCAGAGGGAAGCGAGCAGGAGGAGCAGGAGCACCUCCGAGAUCCAGCAGCCGAAGCCCAGCCUGGAGGAAGCUCCAUCCGCCACAGAGGAGCCGCAGCACGAGGAUGCGGGCAGGAGCCCUGCUCACUGCUGCUUCUCCAAGGAGGAGCUGCAGCAGAUCCUGCAGGAGCGGAACGAGCUCAAGACCAACCUGUUCUUGGUGCAGGAGGAGCUGGCUUAUUACCAGCGGGAGCUGCUGAACGAGGAGAGGGUUCCCAGCUUCUUCUUGGAUGCGAUGAAGUCAACCAUCAAAAGGCAGAGGAAGAAAAUCAGAGCCAAAAUGCUGGGAACAACGGAGGAGGCGGAGAGCAGCUGAUGCCUUGCUCUGGCUUCACCCUGGGAGCGUGGCAGGGGCUGGGCUCCUUGCUGCACCUCUUGUCCCCAGUCACACGUGGUCCAUCCAAAUGCCUCCCAUCCAUGGAUAUGGCAAAAGGGAGGUGAGGUGGUGGCCGUGGGACUGCUGCUCCUGGCACUGAUUUGGAGGCUGUUCGAUGAGAGCCAUUGAGGAUGGCAGCAGAGAUGUUGCCUGGAGGCUCUGCAGGACGUUAUGGGCACCGCUGGCCCCACCAGACUUGUCACGAUGGGGAGGGCAGCACCUUGCUGGGCACCAGCCCCAGCUCUGCCUGUGUGCUGGCAAUGGGGGGGGUGUGAAGCCUGUGCUAAAGCUGCUGUAUGGCACGGGGGGAGCUGGGUCUCACUGCCUUUUGGGGGCUUUAAUAAAGGUCUGGAGGGGGCUGAGCUCUUCUGUGCU